Daldinia vernicosa is the source of this 2400-nucleotide messenger RNA. RefSeq names its product kinase-like domain-containing protein. Gene Ontology annotation, biological process: protein phosphorylation. The record is from RefSeq and is a predicted model, not a curated record. The coding region runs from base 1 to 2400 and encodes 799 amino acids. NCBI's taxonomy places the organism in Eukaryota, Fungi, Ascomycota, Sordariomycetes, Xylariales, Hypoxylaceae. The transcript has 11 exons. Gene Ontology annotation, molecular function: protein kinase activity; ATP binding.
AUGAUUAAUAGUAGGGGAACGAGGUCCCGCAAGCCGCAGAAUUGGCCUUAUGGCAGUAAUCUUCUCUUGAAGCGUAUUAUAAGAGGCGUUAGAGUAAAAACUCCAUCAGGUGAAGACCCGCGCUUCAUACGUGCCCGAAGGUCGUUGAGAAGACUCCAGCAAAGCUUCGAAGAAAACCUUCCAGGGCGUACCCAAUUCCAGAGAGUACUUGGUCAUGGCGGCUUUGGUCUUGCCACGCUGUGGAAAGUGAAGACCCUCAGCGGCCGCCUCCUUGACAUUGCUGUUAAGACGAGUAUUAGACAGGGCGACGAAGAGAAAGAAUUAAGAUCUGAGAUAUUUAUUCAGGGUGACCUGCUCAAAGGCGCAGAACACAUCGUCCAACUUAUCGAUGUCGAGGAAAACGUUUCAGAUGCCGCCAAGCUCUACAACAAUCGAGAUGCAAAAGUACCAGUCAUGAUUAUGGAAGUUCUCGAGAGAUCUACGCUCGCAGAUCUUAUAGAUCGGAUUAACAAGGCAAGACUUAUAAAUUAUGGAUUUGUUUAUGAAGCCGAAAGUAUCUGGGCAGACAGACGAUGGGAGAAGAGGGAACACGUACAAAUGGGCUAUAUUCCUAAUCGAAUACUAUGGAGACUUUUCUUGUGCUUGGCCAGAGGCAUAAUCGGAAUGGCGUUCGGGCCUCCAAUGGACCCAACUUAUGUAGAAGGGGAGCCUUAUCGUGAAGAGGUACGAGAAGGCCGGCAAAUUAAACGGCUACUUCACAUGGACCUCGAUAUAUAUAACGUCCUUAUCGGAGAUAUUAGCCACAGCUUACUCGACCCCGAGCAUGUCAUGUCCCCAAAAUUAAAGAUAGCCGACUUCGGGAUUGCUAUAGAGUUGCAUAACCACAUGCCGGUUAACCAGAGAGAAGCCCUGUUACAUAGAGGAAAGAAAGAUUUUUACGCGCCAGAACAAAGAGACAAAACAAAUUCCGCGCGGGAUCCUCGUGGCAUAGGACCUUCGAUCAAUGUAUGGGCUAUAGGUUUAAUCAUGUUGAACCUCUUAACGUUGGCACACCCGCAAGUUUCCUCGUGGGAGGCCAGAACAAGAACAUAUGCUGCACCCCGCCUAGGAGAUCCCAAUUAUCAACAAGAAUUCAUAACCUGGGGCUGGUUCCUGCUUGAUCACGAGGAGCACCAUCCUAGUCCGUUUAUUAUGGCAUUCGACUAUGAACUUCGCCUGCUAAUAGCACGUUGCUUGGAGACUUACGGCCCCAGACGUCCAGUGGCAAGCCAAGUCUUGGCAGUGAUCGAGACAAAUAUCGCAGCCACAGACGCCAAGUCUCAGCGACUGUCCGACGAAAGAAUUGCCCGGGAAACGGCUGAAUACAGGCAGCGUCUGAUACUAGAGGAGCAGAAGGAAGCUGAAGCCAUGCAAUAUUCUGAUUACUACGAUCCUGAUUUUGAUGAUUCGCGGGACUAUGGACACUCAACUCGUCCACUAAACAUUCAUCAAAACGACCCGUUGGCCGUGGAUCCGAAUGAGAUGAAUCAGUGGCUGGAUCAGCUAGACCCUGAGGCUCCGGCAAUGUCCAAUAGGGAAGCGUCGCCAAUUUUCUAUGGUUCUCAGAGAACUGCCAUCCAGAGGCAGAGGAAUCCACUCCUAGUACCCGUUUCGGAAUCAGAAGAUUCGCAUAUCAGCGACCCAUGGGGUUGGAUCAUGGGAAACAACAACCCUCGCCCUCCCCCCAUUCACCCUCAACCCCUUCCCGAAGCAUACGACCCGGUCCCAAUAUACCAGCAACCUGCUGCGGAACCCUCAACCACCAUUCCGGGACCCUCAACCGCCGUCCCGGGUCCGUCCACGGCUAUUCCCGAACCUCCACCACCGCCGAGGCCAAGGACUCCAGCAGCCCAGAGAAUCAUCACACGCAACGACUACCGCCCGCUCGGGGAAUUCCAGACGCCGCCCGAGCUCGAAGACGUCGAUCUGCUUGUGAAGUUUUAUAACGACCACAUCCGCAACCCACCUCUAAGAACAGACCCUUACGCAGAGCUAUGGGGACAGAGGACUCCCGAGCCAAGUAUAACCACCGUAGUUAACCCGACACCCGGGCCCCAUGUCAGGUGGGGGCCAACCCCGAUGCCUCCCGGGGGGCUUCCCUCUGCGAUUUGGAAUCCUCCUCCUCUUCCCGGAUACCCCCCCGCUCCUCCUCCUAUUCAUGGGAUUCUAAAGCGGAGACCUGUUCCGCCACCAGCACCGGGACCUCCUGGUCCGCCACCAGCACCGGGACCUCCUGGUCCGCAACCAGCACCGGGACCUCCUUACCCUGUAAGUGAUGAUACAGGAGGUGAUGACGAUAUAUAUAAUGCUACUCCCCGUCCUCCCCCCCGUGCUUCACCUCAUAUAAAGUGGGCCAUGUGA